Molecule: messenger RNA, 333 nt
Organism: Lodderomyces elongisporus
Lineage: Eukaryota; Fungi; Ascomycota; Pichiomycetes; Serinales; Debaryomycetaceae
Exons: 1
Coding region: 1-333 (110 amino acids)
Source: RefSeq, a predicted model, not a curated record
AUGCCAGUUCCAUUUGAAGGUUUAAUCCCUUACGCAAUUAUGACCGCUUUUUUUGGUCUUGCAGGCCACGGUGUUCAAUAUAUCCGUUACUGGGAUAACGGCUGGAAGAAUGAUCGUUACAACUUGGACCGUUGGGACGAGAAAAUGUUACAGCGUGACUUUUUGCUAACAGGUACAUAUCGUGGACAGAGUAGUGAAGCUAUAGCACCGGAAAGUUUCAAGACGGCAGAGUUGACAGAGCAAAGAUACUACGCACCAUACAGAGACCAAUUCUUUACUUUGAGAGACAGGUUGUACAGAGGAUACGUGUUUGGAGAUUGGAAUCUCUCGUGA